This is a messenger RNA of Cricetulus griseus (Chinese hamster), 1679 nucleotides long. Lineage: Eukaryota; Metazoa; Chordata; Mammalia; Rodentia; Cricetidae. The record is from RefSeq and is a predicted model, not a curated record.
CUCUGCAGGUCAUGGAGGGAAGGUACCUUAAGAAUCACCCCAGCGGACGGUAGGGGGAACGCGUGUACUCUUCUCCAAGUCAAAGAGAAGACUACAACUCCCAGAAUCCUCUAAGAACUCACUGGCUCUUGAGGGCUGGGCCCCCUCGUUCCUUCCCGCCUCACCGCUCAGACGCUAAUUAGGAUGCAGAGAACCAAUUGGAAGGUGGCCCGACUCCCGCGAGAGCAAGAAGCGCUGGCGGCGCGUAGCGACCCCAGGUGCUUUGCUCUCUGCUUUGGUUUCCCGGUGUUUGCUCACUGUUGCUGGCUUCGGCUUACUCUUCCCGGAAGAGUAAGGCAGGCACGUUGGGGCUGUGCAGUUCUGCACCCGGAUUCCUGGGGACUUUAAUGCAGUGUGGCCUCAGCAGCUGGCAGCCGGUGCAACGAGGCUUGCCCGGCCCCUGACCUCCUAGCUUGCUCUACAGAAUGAAGACUUUGGAGGAGCGACUCUUGGUCCCGGACAGUCUCUCUUCUGACCAGGCCCCAGCUCCAGUGCCCCAAGGGACCCCUGUGGAUGAUUCUGUGGCUGGCUCGGUUGUGUUCCAGGAUCCGCAACAAGGGGAUCUAGUUCCUCCCUCCGCUCCCCUGGAAGUAGGGUUUAAUACUCCCGGUGAGUCGAGCCCUCGAAUCGAGGAGCAAGAACUUUCUGAAAAUGCGAGCCUUCCUGUGACAGAAACGAAUCGGCCUGAGUUGGAGUCAGGAGAAGCCGUGGAAGAUGUGUCUGAAGAACCCGGUCAAGUGGAUGAGGGAGACACCUUUUGGACCUACAGCUUUUCACAGGUACCCCGAUACCUCAGCGGUUCCUGGUCCGAGUUCAGCACCCACUCUGAGAACUUCUUAAAAGGUUGUAAGUGGGCUCCUGAUGGUUCCUGUAUCUUGACCAAUAGUGCUGAUAACACUCUGCGGAUUUACAACCUGCCCCCAGAGCUGUACAGUGAGGCAGAGCAGGUGGACUAUGCAGAAAUGGUUCCUGUUCUUCGAAUGGUGGAGGGUGACACCAUCUAUGAUUACUGCUGGUAUUCUCUGAUGUCCUCCAGCCAGCCAGACACCUCCUAUGUGGCCAGCAGCAGCCGGGAGAACCCAGUUCACAUCUGGGAUGCAUUCACUGGAGAGCUCCGGGCUUCCUUCCGCGCUUACAACCACCUGGACGAAUUGACAGCGGCUCACUCUCUCUGCUUCUCCCCGGAUGGUUCCCAACUCUUCUGUGGCUUCAACCGGACUGUGCGUGUCUUUUCCACAUCCAGGCCUGGUAGAGACUGCGAGGUGCGAGCCACAUUUGCAAAGAAGCAGGGCCAGAGCGGCAUCAUCUCCUGUAUAGCCUUUAGUCCAUCCCAGCCCCUUUACGCCUGUGGCUCCUAUGGCCGUACACUAGGCCUGUAUGCCUGGGAUGAUGGUUCUCCUCUCGCCUUGCUGGGAGGCCAUCAAGGGGGUAUCACCCACCUUUGCUUUCACCCCGAUGGCAACCUCUUCUUCUCAGGAGCCCGAAAGGAUGCCGAACUUCUGUGCUGGGAUCUCCGGCAGCCUGGCCACCUCCUGUGGUCUUUGAGGUGGGAAGUGACCACCAAUCAGCGCAUCUACUUUGAUCUGGACCCGUAAGUGGCCGUCCCCCCCUCUUCCCUUUCCAGGUUCAUCCUCAGCCCC